This is a messenger RNA of Talpa occidentalis (Iberian mole), 2203 nucleotides long. It is a transcript of the gene HINFP, whose product is annotated as histone H4 transcription factor. Gene Ontology annotation, molecular function: DNA-binding transcription factor activity, RNA polymerase II-specific; RNA polymerase II cis-regulatory region sequence-specific DNA binding. The transcript is spliced from 10 exons. Gene Ontology annotation, biological process: anatomical structure development; regulation of transcription by RNA polymerase II. NCBI's taxonomy places the organism in Eukaryota, Metazoa, Chordata, Mammalia, Eulipotyphla, Talpidae. The coding region runs from base 83 to 1663 and encodes 526 amino acids. The record is from RefSeq and is a predicted model, not a curated record.
CCGUCGCUCAAGCGCUUCCCGGAGGUGCCUCGAGGUGGGAGGAGAGCAGAAGAGACUCUGGAGCCGAGGGAAGGUGAAGGCUAUGCCGCCUCCAGGGAAAGUUCCCCGAAAGGAGGAUGGGAAAGUUCCCCGAAAGGAGGACCUGGAGCUCCAGUGUGAGUGGGGGUCCUGCUCCUAUGUGUGCUGGGCCAUGGAGGAGUUCUGCGAGCACGUCACUCAGCACCUGCAGCAGCACCUGCACAGCUCCUCCGGGGAGGAGGAUGAGGAGGAUGACCCUCUAGAGGAAGAAUUCUCCUGCUUGUGGCAAGAGUGUGGCUUUUGUUCUCUGGACAGUUCUGCUGACCUCGUCCGCCAUGUCUACUUCCACUGCUACCACACAAAGCUGAAGCAAUGGGGGCAGCAGGCCCUGCAGAGCCAGGCAGACCUCAGCCCCUGCAUCUUGGACCUCCAGAGCCGUAACAUCAUCCCUGACAUCCCCGACCACUUCCUAUGUCUGUGGGAACAUUGUGAGAGUUCCUUCGACAAUCCUGAGUGGUUCUACCGGCACGUGGAAGCACACAGCCUGUGCUGUGAAUACCAAGCAGUUGGCAAGGACAACCAUGUGGUGCUGUGUGGCUGGAAAGGCUGUACCUGCACUUUUAAGGACCGCUGUAAGCUUCGAGAGCACCUCCGCAGCCACACCCAAGAGAAGGUGGUGGCCUGCCCCACCUGUGGGGGCAUGUUUGCCAACAACACCAAGUUCUUUGAUCAUAUCCGUCGCCAGACCUCAUUGGAUCAGCAACGCUUCCAGUGCUCUCACUGUUCCAAGAGGUUUGCUACGGAGCGGCUGUUGCGGGACCAUAUGCGUAACCAUGUGAAUCACUAUAAGUGCCCUCUGUGUGACAUGACCUGUCCACUGCCAUCCUCCCUCCGCAACCACAUGCGCUUUCGCCACAGCGAGGACCGGCCCUUUAAAUGUGACUAUUGUGACUACAGCUGCAAGAAUCUGAUUGACCUCCGCAAGCACCUGGAUACACAUAGCAAAGAGCCAGCCUACAGGUGUGAUUUUGAGAACUGUGACUUCAGUGCCCGAUCCCUCUCAUCUAUCAAGUCCCACUACCGAAAAGUGCAUGAAGGAGACUCAGAGCCAAGGUACAAAUGUCAUGUGUGUGACAAAUGCUUCACAAGGGGCAACAACCUCACUGUGCAUCUUCGCAAGAAACACCAGUUCAAGUGGCCCUCGGGGCACCCCCGCUUUCGGUACAAGGAGCAUGAAGAUGGCUACAUGCGGCUACAGCUGGUUCGCUAUGAGAGUGUAGAGCUGACACAGCAGCUGCUGCGGCAACCACAGGGGGAGUCGGGCCUGGGAGCUUCCCUGAAUGAGAGCAGCCUGCAGGGCAUCAUUCUAGAAACAGUUCCAGGGGAACCAGGACCCCAGGAAGAGGCUGAAGAGGAAGAAGAGGGCGGGGGUAGUGAGGGGACAGCCCUCUCAGCCUCUCAGGACACCCCCAGCCCUGUGAUCCACGUGGUGAAUCAGACCAAUGCCCAAGGAGAGAGAGAGAUUAUCUACUAUGUGCUAUCCGAAACUCCGGGAGAGCCCCCACCAGUCCCUGAGUGCCCCUCAGGGGGCAUCAUGGAAAAGCUUCAGGGAAUACCUGAGGAGCCAGAAGUCCAGAUGGCCUGAGGGUUGCAGAAUCUGACCAUUCCCACCCCAGACCUGGGUGUUUGAGCUCGGCUGGUGGCAGUGCCCCUAGUGGGCAACCCUUGCCAAUGGAUGCCUUUAGGAGUGGUGCCUAGAGCCUUGUGGUCUACUCUGGACCCAGCUUAUAUCAUUUGGCAGACUCUAGGGACUUCUCUUUCUUGCCCGACAAUGUAGGAAUCGUGAGGCUUUUGGAUUCUUUGAGGGGGACUUGUGAGUGUUUUUGUGGAGGGCACAAGUACCAGACUUAGCCUUGACCCCUUAAACAUCUUGAAACUGAUAAAAAUGCUAAGUUCACGCACAUCCAUUCCUAUCUUUAGGGGACCUUAGGCCCAGGGAGGACAUGUCACUGGUCCUUAGAAGGGCCCUUCGUCACAGCCAGCCCAGGCAUCAGGAACUAGGCAGCCAUUUGCUUCCAAAGGGUUCCUCCUACAAUCCCAAGGACUGUCAUGGUUAUCCUCAGGGAUGGGAUUGAGUGUGUAUAUAACAAUGAUUUUUGGUAAUAAAAGAAAUGCUUGGACUAUU